Boleophthalmus pectinirostris (great blue-spotted mudskipper) is the source of this 2471-nucleotide messenger RNA. It is a transcript of the gene ssx2ipa, whose product is annotated as synovial sarcoma, X breakpoint 2 interacting protein a. Bases 352 to 2127 code for a protein of 591 amino acids. The record is from RefSeq and is a predicted model, not a curated record. NCBI's taxonomy places the organism in Eukaryota, Metazoa, Chordata, Actinopteri, Gobiiformes, Gobiidae. The transcript is spliced from 14 exons.
CUUAAAAAAAAACAUCAGCUCCUCGCUCAGACUCAGACAACUCCAGCUGCAGAGGUAACAGCCUGCAUUUUGUCCCGUGUCAGUAUUAAAUGAAACAGAUUUGUAACCUCAAUUUUAUGAAGGAUUACUUACUGGAUUCAACACAUCGCUCCCUUUGCUGGGGUUUUAUUGUUUUUUUUACGCCUGACAAAAACAGUGUUGACCUUUUUUUCGUGGUUGGACUUAAUUGCCCCAGGGUAAGUGCCCAGUUCCCAAUUGGUGCUUUUGGUCCUCUGCAUGGCUGCCAAUCUAACUUUAUUCAUAGGAGGUAACUCGUGACCUGCCAGUAUAGUGUCCUGAUAUGUUGGUGAUAUGGGAGAUUGGUGGACAAGGGUGCCAAAUGAAACAACUAUUGGGAAUUAUGAGACUUCCCAUGUGACGAUGUCCCCUUCCAAGCUGAACAACAUUAUGUCUUUCUACUCCCCUUUGGGGCUGUCCACAACAUCCUACAAUGUUAUCAAUGCCUUUUGCACUGAAGACAACAUCCCCCAGUGUAUUUCUUAUGUUAACCAGGAGCUGGACUCUCUGGGCUUGGCUUCAUGUAUAGAGGUCAGUGCAGCAGGGAAGACAGACCUGAGCUCUGUCCCAGCUCUGAAUGCCUUUUAUGAGCUGCUGCAGAUCCACAGACGGGACAUGACCAUGGUGGAGGAGCUCGAGAGGGACCAGCUCAAGAAAUCCAGCACUUUAGAGCAUGUGCAGAUGAGCAACUCCAGACUCAAAGACCAGUUGGAGUUGUCCAUGAGGGAAAAGUGUGGUAUGCACGAAACUGAGCGUCAGCUACAACUCAAGAUUAAAACUUUACAGAGCUGCCUAAAAACUGAAAAGGAAGAGGUUCAGAAGCUUCAAAAUAUAAUCACUAGUCGUGCCACACAGUACAACCAUGACACUAAGCGGAAAGAAAGAGAAACAGCUAAACUUAAAGAACGCCUAAGCCAGCUCUUAGUCGACAGAAAGGACAAAAAACUCUCUAUUGAUGUCUUGAAUUGUUUGGGCCGCGCUGAUGGAAAAAGGAGCCAUUGGAAAACUGCAAAAGCUACUGUCAGCCAUGAGGGGGACAUGUACAAGUCUUUGCUGAGUGACUAUGAGGCGAGCCAGAGGUCAUUGAUGGUGGAGAACGCAGAACUGAAGAAAGUGCUGCAGCAGAUGAAGAAGGAGAUGAUCCACAUUUUAAGUCCACGACCAACGUCAAAAGGAGCCAACGCUGAUGACGGCCAGGAUCAGGGUGACUCAGACACAGAAGAGAGGGCAGGAGACUCUGGCAGAGAAUCACUGGAUAAGUCAUGUGAACUGGCCCGAGAGCAGCUCACCAACAGCAUUCGGCAGCAGUGGAGGAAAGUGCGCAGCCACAUGGAGAGAUUAGACAGCCAAGCUUCUCAAAACCAAGAGGAUGUAAUCCCAAGACAGACGCAUGAUGAUGAGAUGGAGAAGAUGAGGCAAGAAGUGCUGCAAUGUAAAGAGUUUAUCCAGACACAACAGCAGCUCCUGCAGCAACAACUACACACCUCCUUUGAUGACGACACUGCUGCAUUGCUGAACGACUGCUACACUCUGGAGGAGAAGGAACGUCUUAAAGAGGAGUGGAAACUUUUCGAAGAACAGAAAAGAAACUUUGAACAAGAGCGAAAGAACUUCACUGAAGCUGCUAUUCGUCUGGAGAGAGAUAAAAGAGCGUUUGAGGAGGAUCGUGCUUCUUGGCUCAAAAAUCAGUUUUUGACCAUGACACCUUUUGCUGACCGCCGGAGAGGAUCUUCGUCAGAUGGUGGUCAAAGUUCACUAUCCAUAAGAAGUGAACCAGAACUACGAAUGUCUUCCUCUUCAUUUCAUCUACCCAAAAUCUCGACGUACUCGACCAACUUCUCCACUCCAAAACCUGAGCCUCGCUCAGCUGUGCCAACCACAACGGAGCUCUAUCGAACACUCCGACUCAUACCAGAUACAAGCUCAAGACAGCUGAAUCGGGGACGCUGGCAAGAAUCAAGUACAAUUGAGGAUGGGGACAAUCGGACCAAGACAAAAAUCCGCUCCCGAUGUGGAGAAAUAAGCAUAUUCAGUUUGGGAGAAGAGGAGAACAUGACAGAACUGACAUGACAAAUCACUGGUGCCUUUUUGUACAGCAGAAAACAAUGAACAUCAAUCAAAACAUAUUUUUACCAAAUGCAAAACCAAGACCACUUUAGACUAUAAAUGCACUUUAUUGUCUAAACUCUAAUCACAAAAUCAAGCACUUUAUUACUUUUAUCAUUAUCUUUUUACAGUUUAAGAACAAGAAUGUAAAAUCAAAUUGUACAUAGAAUUGUAAUUGGCGUAACUGAUAGAAUUUUAUUUAAAUGAUAAGGGUUUAGUUUACAUUUCUUUGUUUACCUAUUGAAGACUAUAUGGUAUGUUUUGUAACAUAGAGGUGUCUAAUAAAAUAAAGCUGAUUUUUAAUUUCA